UAGUUGUGUGUGUGGAAAAUGGAAACAGUCCUCUACUUGUUUCUGUUCCUUCUACAGACAGGACAAGGCUUUUCUCAGUGUUUCACUAACACAAACUGUACUGGAGGAGUGGUAGUGGCAGCAGAUCAACGAGCCUGUUGUGUGGGAACAGAUGAUGGGCUUUCUUUCAAUGAUGGCACCACCUGCAUUCUCUGUGUAGUACAUGGGUUCCACCAGAGUAAGUACGAUGUGGAAGAGGGCAGGAGACUGGACACAAUGUUUCAACUCAAUGUGAAGGCAACAACACAGUUUGGUGGUGCUCUUGUUGUCACUGGUCUCAUUACAGCUACUCCAGAUGGCACUGCAAGCACUGCAGACUUUGAAAGGCUGGAACCAAUCAGAGUAACAAACAGUGCAGAGAUUCGUCUGUUCACUGCCAAUGAUGAUAUCACUCUGGAGUAUGAUGACAGAGUGCUACUGAGGUUCACUCCUGAUAAUCCUGCUCUUAUUCUUGGUUUAGAGGCUAAUGGAGAGUAUAUGAGAGACACUGCAACAGUCAAUAUCGUUGAUAAUGAUUUGUUGGAGAUUAAUUUCUUAGAAUCUGACUAUUCUAUUGUUGAGGGUUCGACAAUGCUGAGUACACCAAUUGCACUUCAGUUCAGGACA
Geodia barretti is the source of this 645-nucleotide messenger RNA. The record is from the annotation of a GenBank genome assembly. NCBI's taxonomy places the organism in Eukaryota, Metazoa, Porifera, Demospongiae, Tetractinellida, Geodiidae.